AGGAGGAGGAGGAGGAGGAGGAAGAGGAGGAAAGCGACCUGAUUGGCUGAAGAGAGAAGGAGCGUCUGCGCGUCUUUAAAGGCCGGUAGAUGGCAGCUCAGCAUCCUCCCACAUCCACAUCCAUCGAGCACCGAGAGAGGACUGAUCUCAGGAUAUCAGACUGAAUGAAACCAAACUAAUGAAAUGAGAAACUGAACUGGAUUGUUAGAGAAGAAGAAGAUUUGAAAGGAGAAUAUUGGAGGUGGAGAUAUUUGGCUUCAGAUCCACAGAAGAAGAGAGACAGACAGACAUCUCUGCGGCCAUGCAGCACUACGGAGUGAACGGCUACUCUCUGCACGCCAUGAACUCACUGAGCGCCAUGUACAACCUCCACCAGCAGGCGGCGCAGCAGGCCCAGCAUGCACCUGACUACAGGCCCUCAGUGCAUGCCCUCACCCUGGCAGAGAGACUGGCUGACAUUAUCCUCGAGGCCCGGUAUGGCUCCCAGCACCGAAAGCAGCGGCGCAGUCGGACGGCGUUCACCGCCCAGCAGCUGGAGGCCCUGGAGAAAACUUUCCAGAAGACCCACUACCCUGACGUGGUGAUGCGUGAACGUCUGGCUAUGUGCACCAACCUUCCCGAGGCACGCGUUCAGGUCUGGUUCAAGAACCGCCGGGCCAAGUUUCGUAAGAAGCAGCGCAGCCUGCAGAAGGAGCAGCUCCAGAAACAGAAGGAGGCGUCCGGAGCUGCAGAGGGCUCUACAGAGGAAUCCAAGACUGACACCAACACCACCACCACCACCAACACCACCACCAGUACCACCCAGGUCCCAGAGGCCCGCACUCCUCCCCCGCCCUCCUCCUCCUCAUCCUGUCACUCAGAGACGGAGAGGCUGGCAGCCGCAGGGCCGCAGCCGGGAGAGAUGAGCGUGGAAGUCAACGUCACCUCCCCCGAGCCGUCGGACAGCGAGUCAGCAGUGGAGGAUAAUGCUGACAGAGAGGAGGACGAAAUGAGAGGGGAGGCGAGGGUGAAGAUCAGGGAGGAGACGCAGGGGGAGGGAGGAGUGCUGCAGAGGAGCAACUCCCCGUCCUUCAAACAGCUGAGUCCAACAUCAGACUCUCCCCUGGGCUCCCCCACCUUGCCGUCCUCCAGCAGCGUGACCAGCGGUUUGACGCAGGGCAACUCCUACGCGUCAUCUCCUCUCAGCCUCUUCCGGCUGCAGGAGCAGUUUCGCCAGCACAUGGCCGCCACCAACAACAUGGUGCACUACCCGUCCUUUGAAAUGAGCACGCCGUCCUCCAUGCCCUACCUGGGCAUGAACGUCAACAUGCCGUCCCCACUGAGCCAGCUGCCCUGCCAAUCCUACUACCAGACCCUGUCGCAGGCCCAGCAGGUCUGGAACAGCCCGCUGAUGCAGGCGGCGCCAGGCAGCCUCCCAGCAAGCCUCAACAGCAAGACCACCAGCAUAGAGAACCUCCGUCUGAGGGCCAAGCAGCACGCAGCCUCGCUGGGACUGGACACACUCCCCAACUGAAGCUGCUCAGUCUAAAAGUGUUCGCCCUCUAAUCAGGGCCGUGCUUAUCAAUUAUGGCUCCUGCCCACAGGAGGUGACUCUGGGCCCCUCUUCACUUUCCUCUUGACCUCUCACCUCUGUCAUUCAAAACAAAGACACAUCUCCAAAACCCAUUCGAAUUAUCUCAGAUUUAAAUUUAAGAUACAGGCUGCCACACAAUUUGGCUGACUUAACAGCCCAGUCGCACAGCAGUUUGUGAAAUAGUCAAAUUUAAUGUAUUGAUUUGUACAAAGACACAAAUUUCAAAUUUUUUUCGUGAUGGUCAGCACGAAAUUAAUUUGUAUGUAAUCCAUGUAAU
This is a messenger RNA of Sebastes umbrosus (honeycomb rockfish), 1850 nucleotides long. Its product is annotated as diencephalon/mesencephalon homeobox protein 1-B-like. NCBI's taxonomy places the organism in Eukaryota, Metazoa, Chordata, Actinopteri, Perciformes, Sebastidae. Gene Ontology annotation, molecular function: DNA-binding transcription factor activity, RNA polymerase II-specific; RNA polymerase II transcription regulatory region sequence-specific DNA binding. The record is from RefSeq and is a predicted model, not a curated record. The coding region runs from base 302 to 1513 and encodes 403 amino acids. The transcript has 5 exons. Gene Ontology annotation, biological process: regulation of transcription by RNA polymerase II.